This is a messenger RNA of Penicillium antarcticum, 435 nucleotides long. RefSeq lists its product as uncharacterized. The record is from RefSeq and is a predicted model, not a curated record. Bases 1 to 435 code for a protein of 144 amino acids. Lineage: Eukaryota; Fungi; Ascomycota; Eurotiomycetes; Eurotiales; Aspergillaceae. The transcript has 2 exons.
AUGUCGCCAUUGCCAGUUAUCACCUGUGGCAGCACCGACCCCCAGGUUUUAAACGCUGUCAAACCUCUUUACUUACCGGAAUACGAAGUUCUGCAUAAUGUCACCAGUAGCUCUUCGGGGGCAGUUGAGAUACCCCUCUUGCUGCAAGGACUCACCCGUCCCCUCACCGCAAGGCAGAAUUGCGGCAGCAUGGACUGUUCCGAGCUGCCCGUGGCUGUCUUUGCAGGCGCCCUUUAUGGUGAUAAAGAAAUCGACGAGAUGCGCCAGGAGUGCCAAGGGCUCAGUUCUGUGCCUUGGCUAAAGAUAGAUAUGACCGUACCAAUACCACCACUUGGACCGGGGUAUGCAGAGCAUGUUAUGCAGAGAAUCAAAGCCUGUAUGAAGAAGAUCGAAGCCGAAGGAAUGCUAGACCAAGACGGGGUGUGGCUUUAUUGA